Messenger RNA from Cajanus cajan (pigeon pea), 1793 nucleotides. RefSeq names its product cytochrome P450 CYP73A100. The record is from RefSeq and is a predicted model, not a curated record. Gene Ontology annotation, molecular function: oxidoreductase activity, acting on paired donors, with incorporation or reduction of molecular oxygen; iron ion binding; monooxygenase activity. NCBI's taxonomy places the organism in Eukaryota, Viridiplantae, Streptophyta, Magnoliopsida, Fabales, Fabaceae.
UAACCACUACCUAUUACUAACUCAUCCAUUAAGCAUGGCUCUUCAAAUCAACAAACCACUGUUGUUCACUCUCAUCACAAUAGUGUUUAUUUCAACUACAAAACUCUUACCUUUCUCUCAACCGCAUAUUUCUAUUGCUGGUGCCACCAUCAUUUUUGCUCUAAUAUUCUUACACAAAUUUUCCUCAACCUCUUCAAACAAACACUCUUCCACACUUCCCCCAGGUCCUCUAUCUGUUCCUAUAUUUGGUAACUGGCUACAAGUUGGCAAUGACCUCAACCACCGUCUUCUUGCAUCAAUGUCACAAACCUAUGGUCCCGUUUUCCUACUCAAACUUGGUUCCAAAAACUUGGUCGUGGUCUCUGACCCUGAGCUUGCCACACAUGUCCUCCACUCACAAGGCGUGGAAUUUGGCUCUCGCCCACGAAACGUUGUGUUUGACAUCUUCACAGGGAAUGGCCAAGACAUGGUUUUCACUGUGUACGGUGAUCAUUGGCGCAAAAUGCGCAGAAUAAUGACUUUGCCAUUUUUCACCAACAAGGUUGUCCACAACUGUAGCAACAUGUGGGAGGAGGAGAUGGACUUGGUGGUGCGUGACCUCAACGUUAAUGAGAAAGUGAGGAGUGAAGGGAUAGUUAUCAGAAAGCGUCUUCAGCUGAUGCUGUACAAUAUCAUGUAUAGGAUGAUGUUCGAUGCCAAGUUUGAGUCUCAAGAGGAUCCUUUGUUCAUUCAGGCCACGAGGUUUAACUCCGAGAGAAGCCGUUUGGCACAGAGUUUUGAAUACAAUUAUGGGGAUUUUAUACCAUUGCUCAGGCCAUUCUUGAGGGGAUACCUCAACAAGUGCAAGGACCUGCAAUCUAGGAGGUUGGCAUUCUUCAACACCCACUACGUUGAGAAAAGAAGACAAAUAAUGACUGCGAAUGGAGAGAAGCACAAGAUCAGCUGUGCAAUUGAUCACAUCAUAGAUGCUCAGAUGAAGGGAGAAAUCAGUGAAGAGAAUGUGAUCUAUAUAGUAGAAAACAUCAACGUUGCAGCAAUUGAGACUACACUGUGGUCCAUGGAGUGGGCAAUAGCAGAGUUGGUGAAUCAUCCAACGGUUCAAAGCAAGAUUCGUGAUGAGAUAUCGAAAGUGCUUAAAGGGGAUGCAGUGACAGAAUCCAACCUACACGAGCUACCAUACUUACAAGCCACGGUGAAAGAGACGCUGAGACUUCACACCCCAAUUCCUCUUCUGGUGCCCCACAUGAACCUGGAAGAAGCAAAGCUAGGAGGGUACACGAUUCCAAAAGAGUCCAAGGUGGUGGUGAAUGCUUGGUGGCUUGCCAACAACCCUUCAUGGUGGAAGAAACCUGAGGAGUUCAGGCCAGAGAGGUUCUUGGAAGAGGAGUGUGCAACAGAUGCUGUUGCAGGAGGAAAGGUUGAUUUUAGGUUUGUGCCGUUUGGUGUGGGAAGGAGGAGUUGCCCUGGGAUCAUACUUGCAUUGCCAAUACUUGGACUUGUGAUUGCAAAGUUGGUGUCAAGUUUUGAGAUGAGUGCUCCUAAGGGGACAAAGAUUGAUGUGAGUGAAAAAGGAGGGCAAUUCAGCUUGCACAUUGCAAACCACUCCACUGUGUUGUUCCAUCCAAUUGGGACACAAUAAUUUGCCUCAUAACUUGCACUUGGCCUAUGAACAAGUCUUGAGUUUGUUUCUCUUUCUAUUUGCCUCAUAAGGCAGUUUGAAAUUGAAUUCUGUCGUUAUAAGUUAUCACUAUUCAACAGUAUAAAACAUAGUUUUCAGUUUUUGUACCGUGUUA